Anoplophora glabripennis (Asian longhorned beetle) is the source of this 2593-nucleotide messenger RNA. It is a transcript of the gene Pli, whose product is annotated as protein pellino. Gene Ontology annotation, molecular function: ubiquitin protein ligase activity; protein binding. Bases 313 to 1599 code for a protein of 428 amino acids. Lineage: Eukaryota; Metazoa; Arthropoda; Insecta; Coleoptera; Cerambycidae. Gene Ontology annotation, biological process: protein polyubiquitination; regulation of Toll signaling pathway. The transcript is spliced from 9 exons. The record is from RefSeq and is a predicted model, not a curated record.
UGUUGCCGAGAGAACCUGCUGUUUUAAUUGCAAUUACCUCGUAGUGUUGGAAUACGUUUUUGUAGCAGCCUUUACUCCUUAAUCUUUUCGAAUUUGUUCUGAGACAGUGCGUUUGGGUAUUAGUCACACUAGGUUGACGUUAAUUUUGUGUUAAUUUUCCAGCGUAUUGUGCUUGUGCCAGUGUUAAUCUUUAUAAUGUCUUUUGGUAAACAAGUUUUCGUACUCUUUGAUAGUAAGCCUUCUGUUAAAAAAAAUUAGUGAUAUUUUCAGUGUUUUUAAAUACUAUUCAAACUGUUUAAAACGGCUGCAGAUAUGGUUAAGAGAUCGGAUGGCACCGAGUCUCCCAUUUUAGAGGAACAAGAGAGUGCCAACUCAGAAAAACCAAAACAACUAAUUAAAUAUGGAGAAUUAGUGAUUUUAGGAUACAAUGGCUUCUUGCCCCAAGGCGACAGGGGUCGAAGGAGAAGUAAAUUCAUGUUGUAUAAAAGACCGGUGGCCAACGGCGUCAAAAGGUCCAGGCAUUACGUAGUUAAAACUCCACACUCCUCGCAAGCCAUCCUAGAUGCCACUCAACACUCGAUAUCGUAUACCUUGUCAAGGAAUCACGCGGUCAUCGUAGAAUAUACAAACGACGAGGAUACCGAUAUGUUCCAGAUUGGUAGGUCGUCCGAGUCUCCGAUAGAUUUCGUGGUGAUGGACACCAUCCCCGGAGACAAGACCGGCGAGGUAAAAGUGAACCAGAGCACGAUAUCGCGGUUCGCCUGUAGAAUAUUGUGCGACAGGACCAAUCCGAAAAUCGCCAGAAUAUACGCCGCUGGUUUCGAUACUUCAAGAAAUAUAUUCUUAGGAGAGAAAGCGACGAAGUGGCAGGAAAAUGGAAGGGAAAUCGACGGGCUUACGACAAACGGAGUUCUAAUCAUGCAUCCACGGGGAAGUUUUUGCGGAGGAGAGGCUAAGUGCGGAUAUUGGCUGGAGACGUCGGUUGGCGGAGGUGUUUUUUCGCUUAGAGAGUCGAGAUCUGCCCAACAGAAAGGUCAAGUGGUUGAAGACGCAACAAAUGUACUUCAAGACGGAACUCUAAUCGACCUUUGCGGGGCCACGUUAUUGUGGCGAUCAGCAGAGGGAUUAUCAAAAUCUCCAAGUAAAAGAGAUUUAGAAAGAGAAAUCGAUGAAAUAAACGCUGGACGACCACAGUGUCCAGUCGGUUUAAACACACUGGUAAUACCAAGAAGAGUAUCUCCCAACGAAAACCAGCAGCAGCCCUACGUCUAUCUCAACUGUGGACACGUCCAAGGAUUACACGAUUGGGGCCAGGAUAAGGAUACCGGAUCCAGAAAGUGUCCUAUUUGCUUAGAGCUUGGACCAGUCGUGAAGGUAUUUAUGGGGUUGGAACCAGCUUUUUACGUGGAUUCUGGGUUGCCGACAUUUGCUUUUAAUCCUUGCGGGCAUAUGGCCACAGAAAAAACUGUGAAGUACUGGGCGAACGUGGCUAUCCCCCACGGCACCAACGGAUUCCACGCAGUCUGCCCGUUCUGCGCCUGCCCGCUGUCGGGCUCGCCCGGCUACGUACGUCUAAUCUUCCAGGAUAACGUGGAUUAACUUUUCCAGACGUAGGACGGUUACGUUAUUGCUGUUGUGUGAAUGUGCGUGUGAUUAUUUCUCCGUAGGUUAGUUUACCAAAGCUUUAUUUAUACCGCAGAGGGGUCGAUUAUCGCCGUUUCCGUUCGUACCGAUUUUUUACUGUAAAUAAUCGAAGCUGUUGGCCAUAUUUAUUAUGAAUCAUAGGGAUCAUAUUGAUGAAAGGGAACGAUGAGAUAUUUUUUACACGUAGACGUCGGAAGAAAGAUGACUAUUAUUUUUUUAUAAGUCUAUCUUCCUUUGUACUAUCCGAAAGGAGGUGGAAAUAGAAUUGUAAUUAUUGUAAAUAAUUGCUCCUUAUUAUUGGACCGCUUGGUUACUGUUGCGUAUGAUUGUGAUUUUUUCGUUACGUUUUUUCCGUGUCGUCGUCGUAGUCGACGGUUUCGUAUUUUUGAGUAAUUUGUAUCGUUAAGUGCAAAUGUGUGAAAUGUUAAGACUGGUUAGGAGUUAGAUUAUCAUUAAGACUUAUUGUAUCUGCUGUCCAGAGAAAAUGCUGGAAGGACUUAAUUUUCCUUGUUUCGGGUGCAGCCCCGGCGGAGCUAAAAACGAUGGAACUUAACGGAUCGACCGUCGUCGACGUUUCGUAUGUAAUUUUCUGCGUGUAAUUCUCACUCCGCUCUAAUAAAAUUUAAACAGGCAGCGGGGCAUUCUAUCGAAAUGACUUUGCGUUGGGACAGGGACCACAUAUUCGUGCAUUACCGUUUUUUCUUGUCAUUUUCAACAAAUUUUAAAUAAAAAACAUGAAAUCGUGCAGGUUGAGUAAAUUAUUGUAUCAUCACACAAGGCGACAUCGACUGGGCAAAAUAACAAGAUUCAAAAGUGUAGUGAAAACUUUUUUUUUUUAAUGUUAUACAUUUUUAUAGAUUUUAUUACACAGUUUGUCUAAAUAUGAAUCGAUGCACAAAUAACGGACUUUCCCCCAUUCUAACGCAGAUUUUCUAUAAAAUGGAAUUAG